GACGCUUCUCGGCUACGUCUGCUUGGGUUCGAUGGCCCAUCCUAUCACCAUGCCACUCCUGCUUUUGACCUAUUUCAGUGCCCGUUUCGCAUAUAUAUCCCCUUCCCUCCCCCGCCACCGAGCUUCCACUUCUCCCUCUGCUCUUGCCUUUAUUGCUCCGCCAUUUCACAUGGUCCUUUUGUUCCUCCUGCGUUAUGUCACCCUUCAGUAAUACGCAACACUGGACCUCUUCGUCUUCAACGCUAUCUACCUCUUCUGCAUCCUCCAACGACAGCAUGGAGUCUCUCAAUGACAGGCGCACAAAGUCUCUGACCCCACAGCGAAAGCACCACAAACUCCUCAAGGACGGCAGCGAAGUCUGGUCUCAAGAGGUUGAGCUAAUAUUCGUAGACGGCCUACAUAAAUACUGGGAGUCUCCAUGGGCAACGUACUCUCGUGGCCGCAGUAGGUGGAGGAACCAGUUCUUGGUCGACCAUCUCAGGAAGAACGGAAUCGAACGGUCCAAGAAGCAGGUCGCCAGUCACAUCCAGGUCUUACGCAAUAUGUGGAGGGGCGAGCCAGAGUUUGCUCUCGUGGCCGGAGGAGAGGAGCUCUUCCAGGAAGGUGGCUUGCUCGCGUCUCCGAACAGCACUACCAGCAAAAGCUCGCCGGAGCCGUCAACAUCCGGCAACCUUGACGCGUCUGACUGGCGUUCUUCGUGGUCUUCAUCGGCUUCGUCCACGCCGGACUUUCCCUCAUUCGACUUCCCUGUCGACCUCGGCGCAUCUGCUCCUCCACACGGUCUAGAUGCCUCUUUGCUGGCCGCAAAUUCACCCAUCUUCGAUAGUUAUUCCCCUCGAAUCGCGUCAACCAAUGUUGCGUCCCCACCAGUCCAGGCAGGUCCUACUGCGUCCCGGCCACGCUCAUCCUCUGUGAAGCUCGAGCCACUGUCCACAGAUCCCGUCCUCUUCGGUCUUCCGCAACGUCCUGUAUCAGAUGGGGCCGAGUUUUCCGUGUCACAGCAGCCCGUACAGCCUCCGAACCGCCUGCGCGGCAUUAAUUUGUGGACGGAUGGCAUCUCUCUCUCCUCAACUGACGUCGACCGCCUGAUGACCGCGUCUGGCGUGGCACCCGCGGCAAACGAGUCACCGAUAUCGUUUCGCGCCAUGCUGCGCCUGACUGUCAAAUUUCCUGCCGGCGGCUCGCAAGGUGCACCGCAUUUCCAAGGAAUCAAGGGUGCCGUGUCGUUCGCUUCCCGAUGGAGCACAGUUGCGAGAUGCUAUACGAAGACGUGGGCAGGAACCGCUUGUGUAUCGCGGGAAUGGGGCACAUUCGUGCUUCCUCCGCAUGAAGUUUCGUCUGCCUCGGGUAGUAGCGGUGCCACGUCGCCCAUGGUAAUCGCUAACUUGCCUGACUCGUCGCUGAGUCGGUGUGGGUGGUUGGACCCAAUCAGCGCCAUAACUCAGCAGAUCAUCGUCGACCGGGAGGUCCUUGCCGUGAUGAUGUACAACCUCGAUCGUUCGUCGGUUACUAGCAUCACUCCCGCAGUCGAGCUGGUAGGGUUUCAGAAGUAUCCGUGGCGAAUGGCACACGCCUCGUCACCCACGCUGUCACCGCCGAUCUCCCCGUCGCAUUAUCCCACAUACAGCCAAUCUAUCGCAUUGCAGGCGACGGAUAUGAUGCAUGCUGCAGGCAGUGGCGAUGGUGUCUCGCUCUCAUCCGGAAUGGCUUUCGGCUCUACGCAGCCAGCGCGCGCUUCCAAUACGGCGUCAAGGAAUCCGCCGAGGCACUUUUGACCGUUCCUCGUAGACGUAACCGUAUCACAUUCGCGUAGCUAUUCGCGACACACACGGAGACGUACUACCACAUCCCUCGGACCCACUAACUCUUCUGGGAAAUUCGACGGACCACAUCAGCCUUAUGUUAUCUUGUUGCCCGUUCUUCGCCAAAACUGUAUCCUUGACGGU
Laetiporus sulphureus 93-53 is the source of this 1946-nucleotide messenger RNA. RefSeq lists its product as uncharacterized. Gene Ontology annotation, molecular function: DNA-binding transcription factor activity. Gene Ontology annotation, biological process: regulation of DNA-templated transcription. The record is from RefSeq and is a predicted model, not a curated record. The transcript has 4 exons. Bases 195 to 1775 code for a protein of 526 amino acids. NCBI's taxonomy places the organism in Eukaryota, Fungi, Basidiomycota, Agaricomycetes, Polyporales, Laetiporaceae.